Messenger RNA from Podarcis lilfordi (Lilford's wall lizard), 25501 nucleotides. Lineage: Eukaryota; Metazoa; Chordata; Lepidosauria; Squamata; Lacertidae. The record is from the annotation of a GenBank genome assembly.
GCCGGCGGCGGCUGCGGCGCGCGUGCGUGCGUGGGGAGGGGGCCUGUGGGCGGCCGCGGCGCCCUCCGCAGAGAGCGUAGGCGGCGCCGAGAGCGUCUCUGUUCGUUGAGAGCUGGGAAUGGGCAGCUGGGCAGGUAGGCGGGGGCGCGAGGAGGCUGGAGCCCAUGGGCGGCCGCGGGGAUGCGGUGCUGAAGCCGGCGCUCCGGAAGGCAGGUGAGGCUGCGGGGGGCGGACUUAGCCCUGUGGGAGGUCACACGCGGCUUCAGCACAGCUUUCCCCUGGUCCCAGGCCUGCCUGAAGCUGCUGCUGCUUCGGGCUGUGGCGAAUGCUUUUCGUCGUUUUGGCGGGGCGUCCAAGCCCUCAGCCCUGUGCGCCCCCCUUUGGGAGUAAAGCUCCCCUCGCCCUCUUUUGCACUUAGGGGUUUCAUUCCUACGGAAACGUGCCUCCAUGGAUGGAAGGGCUCUUUGGAGAGACGCUUCUCUUCCAUUCCGAAUUAAAGCCUUUCUCCUCCCUUAAUGUCGUCACUCAUAAAUUCGAAGUUAGUCAUCGCCCCCACAGCCGCCAGGUUUGGAUGUGUUGCUCCGGAACCUUCGCUGCGGAGCACGUUAACGCGGUUAUAACAUAAGCCACUUUACUGAAGCGUCGCUUUAAGGCGGUUUAGACCAUUUUUGUAAGGGGUGCUUUAAUUGGCUUAGAUAGACACACGAUCAGUUUCAAGUGGGCUCUUUAGCUGUCUGCCGUGCUUGCAACAGUCGCGGGUGGUGCAUUUCGGAUUGCAUCGUUCUCACUGAGUCACUCGUGCAAACGCACAGACAGGCCCAUUCCCACCCACGUGUGCCUCCCUAAAUACUAAGAUUUGCAGUGAAGGCUUUUUUAUGGGUUGAGAGGUGGGUGGGAAGAAGGAGGCUGCAUGCAAGAGCGUUCUAACCACUGGAUCUAAGCAAGUGUUAGACUAUAAAGCAGACUAGUUUCCUGCAUUGAGGUGAUAGUCUGGGUGAUGGGCCAUUAAGAGAACAAAGGAAAAGGGGCUCUGUGGGAGAGACCAAAUACAGUGGUACCUCUAUUUAGUUUGUUCCGGAGGUCCGUUCUUAACCUGAAACUGUUCUUAACUAGAGGCGUGCUUUCGCUAAUGGGGCCUCUUGCUGCCGCUGCGCCACUGGCACACGAUUUCCGUUCUCAUCCUGGGGCAAAGUUCUCAACUCGAGGUAACUCUUCCAAGGUUAGCGGAGUUGUAACCUGAAGCGUUUGUAACCUGAGGCGUUUGUAACUCGAGGUACCACUGUAGGUAGACCCUCUCCCUCAACUCAGAGAUAAUUAGGAGAACGAAAACGAGCAUUUGAAGUAGAGUUUUGGGGCUGUGAUUUGAACUAGAGGGAAAGCAGCAAGCUGCAGAGUCAAUCAGAGCAGCAUGUUUGAUUCUUGUUUGAAUCCAAGGCUGCCGCAAUGGGAGAAACAAGACCCUUUUGGGGUGCUAAUGCUGUGAACCCCUCCAUGAUAGGCUCAGGUUGUAUAUAUGUGUAAAUAGACCAUAUACAGUAUCAUAAAGACAUCACAGUCUCUGCUGUGCCUCUUUUCCAAAAGGAAACAUGAGCCCUGACCAAGUGCCUGGAACCCCUGGAGUCUCGUACUGCUUGGAGAUUGGGCUGGUGUGCAACAGUACAUAGAAAAGAUAGGGUUUUCUCAGUUAUUGCACCAAACCUGUGGAAUUCCAUCUCAAGGGACACUAAACAGACACUUUUGCUUCUAGCCUUCUAUUGUGCAGUUAGAAAGCAUUUUACGUAGAUUGACAUGCUUUAUCACCAUUUCUUUCUUUUUUUAAAAUGUAUUUUUGUUAAAGAUUUUCUUGGUUUACAACUUUAUCACCAUUUCAUACUUUUACAGAAUGUCACUGGUUGCUUAUUGUGGGAAUUGUUGUCGAAAGAUAGGAACUCUUGGUUCAGCCCAGAAGACUGACCAAUCAUGGAAAGACAUCCGUAAGUGCAAUUCUAUGAUUACUAGGUUAACGGAAAGACAUUAAUCAUUAUUUUUACUGAUGAGUUGUUUCCAGAUUGGCUGGUCAUCAUUUUACGGGAAGGUCUUGUUUAAAACGAAUAGAUGAUACAGUAUCUACAGUCAGCUCUGUUUCAGUUGCGGUUUUCCAAAGAAAGAGGCUAGCCUUUAUGUUACCAUAUUUUUUGGCACUUGUGAAGAACUUUUUUAUUUUCCAUUCAUUUUAAUCUGAAGAUCUUUUAGUACCUCUAGCUCUGUUGUAUUAGUGUUUCGCUGCUUCUGGUUUUAUUUAUUUAUUUUAACUUACACUGUAGUUUUUCUGCUUUGACUUUUCAUUUAUAAGUUUUAGUUCCUGUUAAAUAAAUAAGAAAUGUCAAUGAGUACAAGUCAUAUUUCAUUGUCAUUCUCCUUGUCACUGGAUAUUUUCCGUUGCGUAUGCUACAGUGGUAGAGGAUGAGAAUCUUGCCUUUGAUCAGGCCAUGUUUGUUGGUUCUACAUCUGAUAAUUCGACUAGAUGACCAUCGUGAUCCCUUCCGACUCUACAAUUCUGAGAUUCUCUUAUCAUAGUCUUCAUCAUGUUCUGCCUCCUACCAGCAAUUUGUGACUUCUUUAUAGGUCAACUGCAAUCAGCUGAUGAAUCCUAAUUCAUAAUUUGUGACUUGCUGAAUUAAAAAGUAUUUUUUAAAAUACAGAGCAGCUUAAAUAUUCUUUUCUAAUACAGAAACCUAAUGCUAGUGAUGGAUAAGCUUGCAUGUCUCUGAGAUGCUGCUGAACCAUAGCCAUCUGGGGGAAAGGUGAACAAUGCUGAUUAGAGUCAUCAGUAAAAGUUAAGCACCUUAAUACAACUUAAUCCUCCAAGUACCCGACUGAUGCUGUUUAAGUGAAAGUAGCUUCUGGUGGUGCAUCCCUUUAAUCAUGAUUAGUAAUUUUAAACUUAUCAGAAUGAUGAUAGAAGGAGCAUGUCUGUAUAAAAAGCAGUGAAGUUGCUUCUGCUAAUGGAAACAAAAAUGACUUUACCAGCCAGAUCCUAUGCAUGUUUAUGUGGAAGUAAGUCUCAUUGAGUUCUUUGAGCUUUAUUGCCAAGCAAAGGUGCCAAAGAUUGUAGGAUUUGUACAAAACUCAUUGUGACUUACCCUUCAGAUAAAUGUGUAAGAUUGCAGCUUUAUUUUUUAACUUUUUGUUUUAUUUAUUAAACAUGAAGAAGCAAAAUAUGGUUACAUACAGAAUCAUAACAGAACACAAUCUAAGGCAAAUUGUAAAACAUAGUCAUGAGAGCUGCAGCUUUAACACUGUUCUUAUAUCUACAUUAGGUUGGAGUCAGAGAAAGUUAGUUGCUCUUGGUUCGUAACUUUUCACAUUGACUUAGGGCCUAAGACUGCAGCCUAAAUUAGCCGUACUUAACUUACCUGGGAGUUAACCCCAAGUGAAUUCAGUAGGACUUAUUUCUGAGUAGACCUGGUUAGGAUUGCACUGUAAGGCUGGAUCCAUCUGAUUACUGUUUAUGAUGUGAUGAAUAAUUCAAUAUUUUAAAACCUGAUUUUUUGCAUAUACAGUGACACUUUUUUAUUUUUAUUUUAUUUUUAAGGGAAAAUAGCAAAAUUAACUGGCUCACUUAUUCUGAGGUAAGUUUGAAUAUGCAAACAUCCAAAUAGUUAACAUUGAAUUAAAAAUGAAUGUAGAUAUAUGUGUGUGUGUGUAUCUGUACCUCCGGAAAAUACAGUGGUACCUCUAAUUACGAACUUAAUUUGUUCUGGAGAUCCGUUCUUACCCUGAAACUGUUCUUAACUAGAGGCAUGCUUUCGCUAAUGGGGCCUCUUGCUGCCGCUGCGCCGCCGACACACGAUUUCCGUUCUCAUCCUAGGGCAAAGUUCUCAACUCGAUGUAGCUUUUCCAAGGUUAGCGGAGUUUGUAACCUGAAGCGUUUGUAACUCGAGGUACCACUGUAAUGUUAAUGAACUUUUGUAUUAAUUUUUCAUCUGUUUGCAUGAUGUUCACACACUUGUGGUAUAGAAGUAUGGUUGCGUCACAGGACCUCCAAUUUUUCUUCUUCCCCUCCAGUCCUUGAUCCUCCAGAGCAAAUUGUUGGGGAAGACAGGAGAGCAAUGAGGGGAGAGGAGAGGAGCCGCACUGUGUGAGCAGAUGCUUACUUGUGGCACGUUAGAUGUUCCCCAACAUGUGAGGAACACUAUGAAUCUCAGCCUCAUCUAAAAAUAUGUGUGAAAUAGGCUUCAGCAACUUAGCAAUGAAGGCCACUUCAGAAGUAAAAUAUAAGCAAAUAUACAAUGCUGGAGAUGUAAUUUUUUAAAGAGAUAAAUUAUUGUUGAAUAUUGCAUUUAAUUCAUUGUUUGGAAAGUGUACCUUCUAAUCUUAAAAGUGCGAAAAACAAUUGAUUUAGACUUCCUGUUGACUUUCCACUUUGCUUCUUAGCCAUUAGCAAUUUUUACCUUCCUAGGUUCAAAAUGGACAUUAAAAAAUUAAUCAAACUUGCACUUUUAAUGCUCAUUUAAGGAGUAGGUCAGCUGUGUGUUGCUUACUCCAGUGAAAAGCAUUGAACACUCACUGUGCAGUUGAGUGGCAUGUGCAAAGUACUUCAACCUUGUGACUGUUCUUUGCCUCCUUGUUUGGCAGCUGAAUACUGUGGAUCCUAUUGCCAAAGGAACUUAUGUUACUGCUUCAAUCAAAGUUUGCUCAGACUUGGGAAUAAGCAGGGGGAAGUGGUGGGUUUGGUGGUAGUUUGCCCUCUUCUGUACUGCUCCAGGCUUCAUUGCUGACAACAGAUAUCUUGUCUUCUAUAUUUUAAAAUUUGUGUUGGAGAUAAUCCAUCUAAAGUUCCCAGACUGCUGUAAAAGAACUGCUAGGAUGUCACAAGAUGAAUCUGCCUGCUGCACAUCUGCAUGGUUCACUGGUCAGGCCUUUCCUAACCAUGAUCUGAGUUACUGGAUUUGAAUGUCACAGGGACACUUGUUUAAGAAACCAAAUUAACUUUGCUAAAGCUGAGCACAACAGGGAGAGGUGAGGAGGGAGUGAAUGGGCAACAGCUUCUUCCUGGGCUGAUAAACCAUGGUUUAUUGGACCAGAUUGGUAUGCCUGAACUAGCCCAUCAUGUUUAAAAUUCAGAGAACCGUACAUACAUAUGCUUCCAAUCUGCAUCUUAAGAAAAGUCAUUUUUGAAUUUUUGUAUUAAUACUUAAAUGAUAUUUUUCUUUUUAAAGUGGUUGCAUCUUUGCUAUAUAUGAAGUUCUGGCUUUAAGGAAGUUGUUCUCUUUUGAUACCCAAGUGGUACAGCAAGAAAAACUGAAGUCCUACAUUUAUUUACAAACAGUUUCUUUAGAUCCCAGUGAAUAUCAAGGUAAGAGACCGUUGGGCUUUUAUGUUAUUCAAGAAAUAAUGUAGAGAACAAAGAGGGGGUGGAAAUAACAUGAAUUCUAUGUUUAAUAAAGAGUACUGCAGUGCUGAGAUUAGUAGCCAAAUUUACUUUACAAGCACCAGGAUUUUGCCUAUAUUCUUUCAGAAUUCAGGUUGAAGAAAUGCAUCUUCUGACUGGAAGUUUUCUUAGUCUAUGUGCAGAGCUCUUAAGAGUGCUGCUGAUUUUACGAACACUCAUUCCUAGAAGCCAGGGCAAGCAGCCAAGCCCCAUUAAUCCUCAAGCAUACCUGGGAGCCAGCCAUUGCUUGGCCUGCAGCACUAUACACCUGGUGACAUUGUACAGUUUUUCCUGGUUGGCAGGUUUUGUCAUAAUUGGAGCCCAAAGAAAUGUGUGUGUGGGAGGGAGAGUUUGUAAUAGGACAUUAUCUCUAUAAGAAAUGUGCUUAAUAUGACAGCAGCCUUUAUGUAUCGUAUGACCCUAACUAAAUCUGCACUUUUGUUGUUUUUUAAUAGGGAUUACUUACCAAGUGAGAAAAGAACUUCACAGAGCAGCAAGGAAAAUACUAGAAACAAAUGCUAGAAUUUUUCGAAGACCAUUUGAUGGUAGGUUUGAUCAAAUCUGCUAUAUCUUAAGAGUGUUAUUCCUAGGUUUAGCUAUUUAACUUUGCUCUUUGCCUCUGACAGUGUCCAUUGAAAUGCCCUGUGUAGUUCACAAGAUGAUCAUGAUGGCGAAGGCAUAAAGCCCAGCCUCCUUACUGCCUUGCCUGUUAGCUCUGCCUACAUCAUUCGCUCCAAACCCAGUUCCUUGCUUUCCUGUUCUGUAGACUGCUUAUUGAGUGUUUUCAGUUCUGCCCUAGCUCAGCUAGGUCUGCCUACCUCUGAAUAACUAUAUUUUAAGGUAACAGGUUUAGAGCUACAUAAUGGCAAAGCUGUGAACCAGAAAGGUCCCAGGUUCAGUCGCAGCUCUGGCAUCAACCCACUAGGUGAUUUAACACAAGCCACUAUAUCACAACCUGAUGCAGAUGAUAAUACUGACUUGCUGAACAGGAUUGUUGUACAGAAUAUUGCACUUAGAACACUUUUAAGCACAGCUUACAUGCAGAGCAUAAUUAAUUACACAAUAAUGGUUUUAUCAGUAUACAGCAUACAUAACCAUUUCUUCUGUCCUGCUGCACUUUCAGCUCAUUUCUGUGUACUGUUUUUAUUUUUAUUGGUAAACUGCCUUGAGUCCCUGUCAGGGAGGGCAAGGCAGAGUUUAAAUAAAUGUAUAAUAAUUAUAAUGUUGUAGAAAUAAUGAUUCCAUCUGUUGAAUAAUAUGCUUUAAAAUGUCGCUUCUGGAAGAAGUUAUCUUCAUUUUCUGCUGAUAAUGCAAAGUUUAAUGAACAACUGCAAUAAUUUGGUUCUUAUUUUAUUUUAUUUUUGAGUAAAGAACGCUUCAGUACUUUUGACGCAGAUGAGCAUGAGUGUGCCUUGUGGCUCCUUGUGAAAAGAAGCCAGUCGGAAGAUAAAAUGGUCCGAUUACAAGCUGUGCAGGAAUUAGCCUCCAAUUGUUACUGGCAUGGUAAGGUAUUCUGUUAUGAAAGCUAGUGUUUUAACUUGUGGCCCUUAACUCACAGUUAUUACUAUGGAAAGAGCCCUCAGGCUAAGGGAUAGGAAUACAAUCUAAGAUAAAAUUCUCCUGUGAAGGAGAUUUGUGCAGGAGCGGAUCUCAGUAUUUUGUUUUUUUAAAAUAGGGGGUUUUGUACAUAUUUAACUUGUACAUAUUUUGUAAAUAUUUAACUUGGGUUAUGCUCACACUAGUGGGUGUACAUUGGAUAUAUUUCCUAUAUACCGGAGAAUCACUGCAGCAUUUUCAUAUUUGGCAUCCUGUUUAAUCUCAGGCUUCAACAUGGGAUCAACUUCUGAAUUAUUUACCAGAAAAUUAUUUAGAAAAAAGCUAGGACUGAAUAUCCAGUUUUGACUCGGCUCUACAACCUACCCAUUGAAGUCCAAUGCUUUAAGGAUUAUAUCAAUGUUCAUGUGAGCGCCUGGUGUAUAAAUUUAUAAAUUGACAAGCUAAGUUUAAAAAAAACUAAAUGUGGACACUAGGGUUUCAAAUCAGUGCUGCAGCUAUUCCCCCCCCCACCUGAAAAAUUGAUAUACCUAUUUUAAUCUUAUAUGUGUUCAACACCUUAGUGCAUACAGUCCUUUCCAAACUGAAAGAUGGAAAGUCUCUCCCUUUUCUGUUCCUCCAUACAUUGUGAAUUACCAUAUGUCCUUACUUACUUUCAUUUAUUAAUUACAAAUUUGUAUUGCUUGCUUACUUGCAUGGACUUUACAAAACUUUAUAAACAAAGGCAAAUACUUCAAGUUUGUUUAAGUCCUAACUCUAUUUGUUCUAAUACAGAUUAUCAGUAUAGGACAGCUGCCCAAGCAAGUGAUCAGAGAACUACUAUUGGUUUAGCUCGAAGUAAAGAUGUUGACCUGCGGUUUUUCCUGCUACCCCAUCUUUUACCAAAACAAAAAGAUGUACGUAUUAUGAAAUCCAGACUUCACCAUUUUUCAUAGAAGUAUUUUGAAAUCUGGUGUCUAGGAGUUGACCCAUAUAGCUGGUGUAACAUAAUAACUGAUUUACAUUCUCAUCUAUGUGGAUUAACAACAUUUUGAUAUCUUAAGAGUUGGUUUGACAUUUCCUAAGUUAAGGAAGGUAUCUUUCAUUAUCCAGUCCCUAUGGCUGAUGGCAACUUCAAGAUCAGGGCUUAGAUUCAAGGGGCAGAGUCAUGGUGCAGCCUGGAAUGAACAGAGUGAGAAGAGGAGAUGAGAUCAGGGAUAUGUCAAGCCAUGCCAUCCCUGGGAGUGUAGAGGCAGGGACAGAGAAAUGAACUGAAGUCUGUAGGCAAACAGACAGCUUGGCAGGGGGUUGGACUCGAUGGCCCUUGUGGUCUCUUCCAACUCUAUGAUUCUAUGAUUCUAUGAUUCAAUGUAUUACAAAGGAGGUUGCUCCAUAAGCACGAACAUUGCUGCUUGCAUGAUGGAACAAUCUCCCCUCUUGUCCUCUGGUGUGCUGUUCUGGGGGUUCUCCCCUCCCAAGCCAAUUUGGGGAGCUUGAGAGGCGUGCUGAGGGAAGGGGAAGCUCAAUUGUGCAGGCCUCAGUUAGUAGGAGCAGUCAGUUGAAUCCAGCCCAUAGCAGGAAAGGGAAAGAUCAAAGGACAAAACACAGUGACAUAAAAGAUUAAUUGGAAUGAGUGCAGAAGGUGAGGAGUGGCAACUAUUGGAUGCUCAGACUGGGGUCUGCAAACUGUCCUGGAAACAGUUAUACUUUGCAAAACUUAGGGCACAACUGAACUACAUGACAGACUGCUCUUCCAGGCAGGCUGGGACGUGUCUCCCUAAACUAGCCUUGGCUAGAGCUAGCAGUGAGCAGAAACAUCUAGAGAAAUCUUCAUCCUUGUACCACAUCUGGAAGUCAGUUCAAAUUGCUGUUAUUGUUAGGUGGCCCUUGCUGUGCAUAUUAUGGAGGGCAAGAUGAAACAUAUGGAAGCAGUUUCCAAGAUAUCUAAGACCCAUGGCAUCUAGGGCAGUAACGUCAAUAGCAGUUAGGCACAACAUUUUUCUGAUGUGAACUGGACAUUUCACACGGUUCAGUGUUUUUACAUAAUUUCCUGGUGCCUGCUGUUGUGGGAGGUGUUAACAGGUGUUUUUGGUUUACAUUACAGGCUUGUUAUUCAGAAGAUGAACUUCUGCUGUUGCUGGCAGCUUUACCUCAGACAGAUCUUGACCCAUGUGUACAAUAUUUUACAUCAUUGGCUUUAAGAGAAAGCAGCCAGACCAUCGCUGCACGAAAGGUGUGUUCCUAACUCUAAAUAUUUUGACAAAAAUGGAACAAUGCAUGCUCUGAGUUACCAAUGAAGGUGGAAGAGGCUUGACCGAACAAUUUUAUCCUGAUGUCUGUGUUUACCUAAUCUGUCUUCCAGUUAAUGUGUGAAACCAUUAAAAAACCACUCUGUCUGCCAAAUUUUAUGUACCAUUCUGUGCUAGCUUGCCUUUUUCCUUCUCACUAUUAUUUCCAGCUCUUAAUAUGUUCUAGGAAUGGAAAAUCCUUGAAUCCUUGUUGGGUGACUCCUGACACACACAGUAACAUUCUUAAGGAAAUGUAUAUUUUGUCUUGAGAAACAAAGUCAGGAUAACAUAAAGGCUGGUGAUUAUUUUUUAAAGAAAAAAAUUAUCAAAAAUUCAUUUCCAAGUUCAAUAGUUUAAUAGUUUGGGAGGUAAUCUUAAAAGCAGGAAAGCUCUGCAGUGCUUCAGGCCUGCCUGUUUACUAUCUUGCUAACUAGUCCUAGCUACCAUAAACAGGAAUCAUUAGCCAGUACAUCUUAUGGAGGCUGGAAGUUGGACCUCUCUUCCAUUUGCCCCGUCUAGUUACCAAGAUGGCCUAAUUCUUAAAUGCAAAUUUUACAAACCUAGUUGUAAAGAAAGCUUUUAAUGAUGACUUCUCUUUUUUGAAAUGAAUUGAAAUAUAUUCCUGAAUAUAUAUAUAUAAUUUAUUCCAGGGGGGCUUAUGGUGUUUUGGUGGAAAUGGGCUUCCUUAUUGUGAAAGUCUCAGUACUGUUCCUUCAAAGGCUGUGGAACUCUUCUGCUUACAAGCCUUAGUGCAUCAUUCCAAGGUAAUUCUGUAGCAACACCACCACCUUCUUAAGCCUCUGCAAAUAAAUGCCUGUUUCCUAGAUACAAUUUCUAUAAUGAUUUCUAUCUGGAUAGAAGACAAAACAUAUCACAAACUAUUUGCCAGCUAAUCCUGCCUAAUUUCAGAUUCCUAGUCAUUGUGAUGAAAUUGAAGCAAGUGGGGGGCUUCAGCUGCUGCAAAAACUAUACCAAAUCCGCAAGGAUUCCCCCAAAAUACAGAGGAGCAUCAUUCACAUAAUUGGGAACAUGGCACUUAAUGAACAGCUUCAUUCAUCUAUAUUUCGUGCAGGUAAUAGCAAAGCUUAUGGUCUCUGAAAAAUGGAGAAUUAAUGAUAAAAGAAAUGGGACCCUGUAGCGUUUUCUUUAUAAUAGCCGCAGAUGCUUUUUAUUCUUUUGGGUUCAGUGGGGCUUGCCUCCAGGUAAGUGGGCAGAGGACUGUAGUCUGAGAUAAUGUGCCAAGUGGUCCAAGGUGAAAGGAAUUCAUUGCUGGAUUAUGAAUGAACCUUAAUGGAAUAACAUAAUUAUGCAUAAGUAUAGCCUACUAAUGUAGGCGACAUGUUUCCUUCUAUUAUUUAACACUUUAAGCCUAUUUAUACAGUCAGCCCGAUUAUCCAUUCUUAUCUGUUGAAUAUCUGAUGCAUUCUCAUUCUGAGAACUGCAUAUUAAAUGGAUGUUUAGAAAAGGGUGGUGGUCCCUCCGUGUGCCAAUACUGCAGUGAUUCCAGAAGUAGGGCAGUUCCCUACAUUCUUAUCAAAUGUGGAUAUGAAAUAAUAAAAUAAAAUAAAAAGAACUGCAGCUGGUAAGGCAUUUUCAUCAGUGGGCUGUGUCAGGUAGAAGGCUGCUUGUUCAAAUGCUCCCCUGCAAGCAGACAAGUAGCAUAUUGGAGGAAGGCUAGGCUGGGCCCUUUUCCCUUAUAUGCUAGUUCUAAAAGUGCAAGGAGAGUUUUUAAAAUAGGAAAAUAUUUGAACAGGCAACCCCUCUCGCAGACUGCUCUUGUUGAGUCCAGAAAAAUAAACUUUACUGUGUGAUUUCCGCUGCACAUAUAGACUGACCACAAUUAAUCUUUGACAUAUUGAACUUUUUCUUAUAAGAACACCUGCAUUGCACCUUUAAAUGAUGAGCUUGAGAAACAAUAUCCAGCAGAGCAUCACAAUUUUAUCUUUUAGACACCAGAAAUCUUAUCAAACUUGAUGGAAACUGUCAAAGUACAUACUGCACAAAUCACUGCGUGUGUUUUUGUGUGUGUGUUUCCUACUGUACAGUAGCAGCACUUGUUUCCCUUUUAAAAUGUUUAAUAAAUGGAUUGCCCUUUUGGUCAGUGACAGGUGAUGAUACAUAUGCUUGCUUGAUUCAAUCCUAGGUUGGGUUUCUGUACUUGCUCAUAUGAUGAAGUCUCCACGUGUCAUGGAAUCCUCCCAUGCAGCAAGAGCCUUGGCCAACCUAGACAGGGAAACGGUGCAGGAGAAGUAUCCAGAAGGAGUAUAUCUUUUGCACCCACAAUAUCGAACCAAGUAAGGAGAGAGCUUCUAUAUACUGCCUCCUCCCUCCACUACUACCACUUCAUUACUCACAAUAAGCCUCUCCAUUCUAAAGUUCACCCGUUUCUCUGUGGAUAGAUUCCUCGCAGGGCCGGAUCAUAAAUGCUUGCUCCUUACAUGAUGGCUUGUAGGCGAACAUUGGCAUGUAUGAAAGGUACCUAAGAGAAAUUGUCUCCAGAGAAAGUUGCUGUGCAGCUAUUCCAUUUGACCCUACCUCGUGUACCCUUGCAACAGGCACGCACAUGUACAACGCUGCUUUGGAAAGGCUUAGGAAAAAAUAUGUCCGCCUUUAUGACUACCCUGUACCCAGGGCCAGCCCACCUGUGAUCCUUCCUCAGAUGGCAGGAUCCACAGGGGCAUCGCAUCCAGCCUCCAAAGAAUGCCUUGCCCACGGCUGCUGCCGUGGUGGCAGUAACAGCUGCAGUGCACUCCUUGGAAGCCAGACCUGCCUCUUCAAGGCUGCCUCUACAGUGGCCUCUGGACAAAUAGGAAGCACUGCUGGUCUCCUCCCAUCCUUGUUCCCGGUGUAUAUAUUUGUUUCCCACUUGUUCCUGUUGUAGAUCUUCACUCAUCCUUCUUUCCAGAUGGAUCAGCACCAUUUUGUGGUUCGCCUCCGGUGCAAAAAUGUCUUAGUCCAACACUGCCCAUACCAUUUAUUCUUCAUAGCUUCUCUGAUGGUGGACAGUACUUAGUGGUGGAUAGAGUGAGAAAGAACUCUAAACAUAUUAGUGUGAGUGCAAUCCUAUGCAUAUCAACUUGGAAUCGAGUCCCACUGAGUUCAGGGGGGAUUUCCCCAGAGGAAGUAGAUAUAGGAUUACAGCCCAGAUUGUUCCGUUUCACUCCAUCUUGGGGCAGAAAAUGUUCCCCCUAGUAGAAUACAUCCUGCAGUUGUUACGAAGUUCCUUUGUCUCAUUGAAAAGAGAGGCUCUGCAAUGCAAUGUUUUAGUAGCAGGCUCCAGUACAGAGAAACUUUAGGUAUUCCUAAAUUUCCUUAAACUCAGGAAGAUUAGACACAGUCUUAACCAUAUAUGUAAAUCUCACUAAGGUCAGGAGUUUGUCACCUUAGCUAACAUUUUCUGGAUUUGCCCUGCUGGUUCCAAGGACCAAGUACUUGCUGUUUUGGGGAGCAGUGUAAAGCUAUUUAAUACGUUGCAGCUUUGGGAAGUGUAGGCUGUAGAGAAGCAAGUGACAGGGAGCCCAGGGUCUGAAAGAAUGGCACAGAAGAAGACUUUUGGGGAAAAAAAGCAGAGGAGGGAAAAAAGUGAACCCAGAAGGGGCAAAGAAGCUUCACAACACUUAAAAUCGGUCUGGGAUUGUGUAUUGUGGAGGGUGAGGGGUGAAGAUAGGAGUAGUGGGGUGGUUAAUCAAAAUACCAGGUGGCUCAAAAGAAGUGUCUUCUAAGCCUAGAAUCUGUAGGGCUCAGUCAAUGUGUGUAGAAACUAGCUGACUGUACAAAAGUAAAAUUCACAUUUGCUACUGUGCUUUAGCAUGUGGCCCUCAGAAGGUUGCCCAGAAAGGAAUGCGGCCCUCCAACUGUAAAAGGUUAUUCAUCUGUGCUCUAGAUUAUAAUGGGAGAAUUCUUCCAUUAUGGCCUUUUCUAUUGCUACAGCAUUGCAACUGUGUCAACCAUAAGGCCCCACUGAGGGCCCCAAAAUACAUUUUGCUUCUGCCCAUUUUAGCUUCACAACAGCUGUGUGAGGUAGGUUAGGUUAAGAGCAAGUGACUGUAAGCUUCAUGACUGUGUGGAGAUUUGAACCGCGGUCUCCCAGCUGUUAGUCCAAAACUCUAACCAGUACGUGUGAUUUGGUAGCAGUUCUUUGGAUGCCGGCUUCUAGUAAUGCAUACUCCCUUUUGCAACUUCUUAUUUCCACUACCAGUGAGCCCAUUAAAGCUGAUGUCCUUUUCGUUCAUGGUCUUUUGGGAGCAGCAUUUAAAACAUGGCGGCAACAGGACAUAGAGCAGCCUGCUGCUGAGAAGGAAGUGGAUACGGAAGACGAUUAUACAGAGUGCUGGCCAAAGGUAUGGACAAUGCUAUUUUUCUAUGUAAAGAAGUGGCAGAACUCACUAUGAAAGCUUCCCUUGUUCUCUUAUAAUGGCAGUGGCGCCCACCUGAGAGGCGCCCAUGCAGAGAUUUAGUGGCACACAUAACUAAUCAACCAUCCAGAAUGACAACAGUGCUGUGGCCUGGAGUGAAAAUGCUUACACAGGUUUUUUUUGGGGGGGGGUGUACUGUGGUGGGGAUACCUUGUAUGCUAACACUGCAUUAAUGUUUUUUAAAAGAAAAAUGAGUUCAGAUUAUAAGACAUCUAGCAAACUACCGUAUUUUUCGCCCUAUAGGGUGCACUUUUUCCCCUCCAAAAAUGAAGGGGAAAUAUGUGUGCGUCCUAUGGGGCGAAUGCAGGCUUUCGCUGAAGCCUGGAGAGCGAGAGGGGUUGGUGCGCACUGACCCCUCUCGCUCUCCAGGCUUCAGAAAGCUCUGCGCAACCCUUGGGAGACCGGCGCCACUUCGCGCCCGCCUCCCGAUGGCUGCGCAGAGCUGCCUGCUGUCCUGGGCGGAGCGCAGCUCUGCGCAGCCAUUGGGAGCGGGGCGCGAAGUCGCCCCCGCCUCCCGAUGGCUGCGCAGAGCUGCCUGCAUUCCAAAGCCAGGGGAGACCGGCGCGACUUAUCGCUGGUGUCCCUAGGCUUGCAGAUAGCAGACUGUUCUCGGGGCUGGGACUGGGGGAAGCUCGGGCUUCCCCCGCGCCAGCCCCGCGCCUGGGGGGGAAAUAAUUUUUUUUUCUUUAUUUCCCCCCCAAAAAAACUAGGUGCGUCCUAUGGGGCGGUGCGCCCUAUGGGGCGAAAAAUACGGUACUUCAGAAAGAAGCUUCAGUUUCAAAAGAGCAUACUCUAUAACCAUACUUUACUCUUCCAAUUCACUGUCUGUCUUGAAAAAAGAUGACUAGUUUUGAUUUCAGUGCCUGAAACCCAAUAACUUUUGUGAAUCCAAUAUUCUGUCUUGUUUUCCUGUAUUCUCAAUGUAGACAUGGUUGGCAUCUGACUGCCCGUCACUUAGAAUUAUAUCUGUGGAGUAUGAUACACAUCUGAGUGACUGGAGAGCAAAAUGUCCCGUGGACAGCUACAGGUAAAAAAUGGAGGGCACACAAAUGGGGUGGGAAGUAGAAACUGUGUGAUUAUACCGAGGCAGACAUGGCGAUUUCCAUUUCUGCUUUGUAAAGCAUCUUGAAUUGUUUAGGAACUAAUGAUGGUGACAGUUGUAAGCAGCCUAAAUCCACAUUUGCAUUUGAUCAAAAUAAUUGAUCGUUUUUUGUAAGCUCCAGUUUCGCAGAAUUGGCUGGGCCAUCCUUUGGCACGUACGAAGCUGCCUUAUACCCGGUCAUAUCACUGGCCCAUUUUGCUUGGGGUUCUCUAUUCCAGUGAUCAGCAACUCUGUAAAGGCUCGCAACAGAGUUCCCAGCUUGCUCCCUGAGAUAGUUUUUUAAACAAGAAAUGCCAAGGGUCUGAGCCUGAGUCCUUCUGUAUGCACAGUCUGUCCUCUGUCACUGAGCUGUGCCCCCUCCCUCAAGUGUCACAGGAGGCACAGUUACUCUAAACCCGGUUUGAUUGUCCUUGACGGUUUUAAAACACCAGCUUUGGCGAAAUCUGCAAAAAAAUUCUAAUCAUAACUGCAUGCACAGCAAAUCCCGUGACCUUAAGACUAAGGUGAACUGUCGGUAUAAAUUCACAAGCAGUUCUGGAAAGUUUGCAUUGCUAUUUAUAAGCAUGCCAGCUUUUAAGGAAUGAAUCUGUAAUGCUGCCAAGGACCCUUGAGACGACAUCUAAGGACCCUGCUGAAUUCUAGAAUUUAGUGUGCUCUUCUGCUUUGGAACAAGUCCCCAUAGAUUUCUUGAAGUUUUAACUAAAAAGGCCUAUUUGAAUAUUUGGCUCAACUCUGGCUGAAAUCCUGCACACAGCUAGGCUGCAUAAAUCCCAUACACCUCAGUGGGAUUUUAACAGCCUCAGCUGUGUGCAGAAUUGCACCCAAAAUCUCUUUAGCAUCCAUGCUGAUUGGAAAGGGGCAUUAAGUAGCUGCUUGCAGUCAGCAUGCACAACCUAGCUGGAAUGCAUUGAAUCUAUUUUUGCUUUUUAAUAACUGCAGUGGUUUUGAAACAUACUAUUCUCAGUAAACCCUUUCCACAUCAGCUAUUUGUGCAUCUGCCAAAGGACCCUGAUGUACUGCAGAACAUCCUGAGGCAUGUUCUAGGGCACCCAUGAAAAUAAGGUGGGACCCUGGCCAGACCUUUUGGGUCUCAGUAUUGCCCUGCUUGAUCUGAGAAUGUGGCCUAGAAAACACCCAUCCCUCUCCCAUGACUGUAGGUGGUGCACAAGUUGUUUCUCAGUAAAGCUUGCUCACCAGUACUGACCUGAUUGAGGAGCCCUUGCAAGCUUCCUUGGCUGUCCAGUGUUUCCCAGAACAGGGUUUAAAAGCCACUGCCUUUGCUUCUGCUACUUGGUUCUCUCUCCUUGACUUGCAGGGAGUCUCUUUCCUACAAGAGCACUGAGCUUCUCAAGAAACUGCGAGCUGCUGGUGUUGGAGAUAGACCUCUUGUAUGGCUGUCACACAGCAUGGGGGGCAAGUUAUUUAAUUUUUUCUUUAAAUUGCACUGUUCUGCAAUUUCAUGUAUUUCAACCAUGUUAACUAGGGGUCGUUGAGGAAUUUGACCUUUGUGAACUGACCUAAUCCACAUCACCCUAAAUUAUGUUAUAAUUAUGUUUCGGAUUUCACAUUUCCCCCAAUUUUGCAAUGUUCUUUUAAAAAUGCACAUUUUUAGGAUAAAACAUAUUUAGAAAUGCAUGAUAAAAUAUAUCUAGGAGUGCAUGUUCUGUGAGAAAUUACUUUCAAAAAUAGGUAUUUAAAUACCUAUUCAGAGACAGAUAUUUUACAAAGAUGGCAUGAACCAGAAAUAGGCUGACAUGUCCAUCCAUAAUGUUAACUGGGUGUAAAAAGAUUACUUCUAUUUGAGGACCAUGAAAGACUAUAUAUGUUUCGCAAGAACUGCCACAGGACGUGGUAUCAUGAACUGGAGGGCCAACAGCAAUUUUCCUAACAUACAUGUGGUUGGUGCUCAGACAGUGGAGGCUUUUUCCUGUGCCAUUUGUCGAAUUUCAGUUUUGGACCCGAUUGUCUCAUCUGUACAAAUGGAUAAUUAGGUUGGCAGGCCCAGUUCCAUGGGUUUUAGGGUGGGGGGCAGGUUGUGGGCAGAAUGGCAUAGUGGUCUCCCAGCACUGACCACUCUCUUACUUGGGGCUCUGGUGGGGCUGCUGCAGCUGCCGGCCUUGUAUUUCACCCUCAUGCUUGUGAGUGGGGUUACCUAGUAACAGUGAUGUUAUGGGUAGGAUUCAAGCUGAAUCCAUUUAGCUCUCAGCCCAUUAUAUCAUUGCCACUGGGUGUGCCUGCUUCUAAGAGGGAGACUAGUCGCCUCUCCCUCAGAGAGCCAAAAUGGCAGCUAGCGGGGACCCCAGAUGAGGAAUUGAUCUGCUGAGCCCUGCUAGGAUGGAUAUGCUCCCAAUAUGCCAUGUGCUGACAUGUCUCUGCAUUGGCAUAUAAUCAUUUGGAUAUACAUCUACCUUGACAUUACCUGCCAAUAGUUACUUUAGCUCACCAUUUUGCCUGUCAACGGCAAUCUCUUUAUAAAAGACCUGUGGGUAUAGGGCAGUAUAUAAAUUUAAUUAAUAAUAAUAUGUGUGCCUCCCUACAUGUGGCGACUGUUGUCAGUGUAAUAAUGCUGGCUGAUUGGGCAUGGUGUCCUGGGUUGGCUGUGGUAUCCUCACAUGGGAUGUUGCCACAGGCUGCACCUUUGCAGUUGCUGCACCUUGUCUUUAACGUUUAUUUGAAGAGAUUGUUCUGGCAACGAACAAGUCAUCAACAUGUAGAAAGUUUAGAUAGGCAAUAAGGCCACAAGUUGUUAAUUUUCACAAAACCAUUAUUCAGAUUUUGAGUAAUACCCAACUUCCAGUUGGUGCAAAAAACCCCACAAAAAACCACAGGGCAUAUAUACAGUUAAUGUCCAUAAAAACCAACAAGAAGUUCUUAAAUUCUCUGCUGUUCUACAGGGUGAUUGGUUAGGGGCUGCAUAGAAUAUAUUUGGGUUUUUUAUCAGUGUUGUUCAAGAAUUCACUUUUCCCAGUAGUAGAAUAAUAUAGUAGCUUGUUUUUUAAACAGUGUAAGCUCUUUAAGUCAAUUUACUGUCUUAGUCAAUCCCUUGAUAGUUACCUCAUAUUUUCUCCAGAAUAUUCUCCAGUAGUGGGAUCUCAACUAUUUUCCUUGCAGAGAUUCUGAGGAAACUAAAUUAGGGAAUUGAAAACUGCAUGUUAAGUGUAGGGAUUUGACUCAGAUCUGUUUUAAUUGAAUGUUACAUUGGUGGAAAAGCAAAAAAGCAGUGGUUUUUAGCUAUACACAUCUUUUCUCUGACAUAAUGAGUAUACCAGGAUGAUAGUUAUGGUUGGCUAACAGACCUUUGAGGUAAAAGUAAAACUUCACUAAAAAGGAGCAAGUGGGCCCCCCCAUUUUUAUUUGCAAAUAGAAAGAAGAGGGUUUUUAAAAAAACAAAUAAAUCAAAACACGGCAACAAAAAAACAUUGCUAGCUGGCAUUAACAAGAAUAAGAUUACAUUCCUCUUAUUUAGUAUAUUACCAUAUCUGCCUAACUGACAGAAUGUAUUAGUGCUUUUCUGCAUUUUCAUCUUCGAGGAGCACAUCUAACAGAUGAAGGAGAAAUAGGAUGUUUUGUACAUUAAUUUAAGCAUCAUUCUUGCAUUGGUCCUACUUUAUAAAUAUAUUUUCUUGUCAGGUCUCCUGGUCAAGAAGAUGCUUCUGGAUGCUUCCAAGGACUCUGAUAUGGAUUCCAUUGUAAACAACACCCAGGGAAUUGUGUUUUAUAGCGUUCCUCAUCACGGCUCCAGGUUGGCUGAAUACUCAAAAACUGUUAGAUUUCUGCUUUUCCCCUCUGUGGGCGUUAAGGAACUCAGCAAAGGUAUGCUUUGGUUGCAGUAAUUUAAUAUUUAGAGAGUUUGCAUGCACACAAACCAUUUGCGUUGUUUUUACCUUGCUCAGGAAUGUAUUUAUUUGUGGUGCUUAUUCCCCGCAUUUCCUCAGUUGAGCUCAAAGCAGCUAACAAUAAAUUAAAACCAUUUAGACAACUAUAAAGUAACAAUAAAAGUAAAACUUCACUGAAAGGACAACUGCUCAAGGCCCCAAAGCCUUCUUGAAGAAAGUUCAAUGGAAAGAGUUCACAACACAGAGAGAAUAUAGAUAUUGCAAAUCUGACUGAAAAGCGGAAGGGAACUGUACAGUGAUCUGUAAAUGGCACGCUGUCUAAGACUGUGUUGCUUGCCUGUGCCAUUCUAAUACUAAUCCCUCAGAAGCAGGGCUUGACAGCAGAUGUGCCUGUCUGAACUUAAAUCUAGUUAUUCCAAGUGCACCUUUCAUAGGAAAAUGCUGCAUGCAAACACAAUCAGAAAUAUGCAUUUAAUUUUCUUUCUUGUUCCCCUAGAUUCUCCUGACCUUAAAGUACUGAACGAUGACUUUCUUUCAUUUGCCAAGGAUAAGAACCUUCCUGUGUUGAGUUUUGCAGAAACAAUGCCAACACGAGUCAGCAGAGUUCUGAGCCUGCAUGUAGUACCAGUGGAAUCUGCAGGUGUGAUAUUCUCAGCAUUCCCUUUUUAAAAAUGUAUUGAUCUGGCAAGAUAUAGCCAUGCGAGUUCUGUGAUAGAAACAUCCAGAAAUGGAUGCAGAUAGAAAAGAUGGUAUAAAAAACCAGCGUUUCAGAUAAAUUAAUGAUUGACAUCUUUCUGGUGUAAGGCUGGAUCAGCCACUCUCAAAGAAACCCUUCUCCCAACUUCUUCCUCUCUUUCUCAUUACACAUUGCUUGCAUUUAAAGUGCUGUGGGCAUAAAUUUAUAUGAACACUUUCAGUAGCACAGUAAAAAGGUUGGAGCCACAGUUUCCAUGCAUUGUGUAUUAAAAGUUAAGUACAGUCGUACCUUGGAUCCCGAACGCCUUGCAAGUCAAAACAUUUUGGCUCCCCAACGCUGCAAACCCAGAAGUGAGUGUUCCAGUUUGCGAAUGUUCUUUGGAACCCAAAUGUCCAACAGGGCUACCGCGGCUUCUGAUUGGCUGCAGGAGCUUCCUGCAGCCAAUCGGAAGCUGUGACUUGGUUUCUGAAUGCUUCGGAAGUUGAAUGGACUUCUGGAACGGAUUCCAUUCAACUUCCGAGGUAUCACUGUACAUGGAUUUAUUUAAUGUAAUUAAAUAAAACAGAGCUCCAGCAGCCAUACGUAAUAGGAAUAGAGGUAUCAGUGGCUGCUAUUGAUGAUAGUUAACGUGUUGUUUCCGGUAUCUCAGGCAGUAAGUCUCAGAAUAGCAGUUGCUAGGGAGUGCAAGUAGGGUGAAUUUUACUGUGCUCAUGUGCUGAGGUGGAUUGCAGAGUUGUGGUGCAGAGUAGGGAUGUGGCUAAGUUUUAAAAUAUUGAAUCUUUGCAACUGGAAAACUCCCCCCACCCUAACAGCUAAAACAGAAAUGACAAGAGAAACCCCCAAGACUAUAUGAAGCUGUCAGAUUUGCAUUUUUUUGGUACAGAAGGUAUUGGAUUAAAGUGUAGAGAUCUUUCCUAUUCUAAUUAAUUCAAGAGGGUUCUGCUCUGUGUGAUCCAAGCUGAUGCAAGCCGGAAGUUUCUAGCUAACAAGCAAGUUUCUAUUCUGCCUGGAAACAGGCAGGAGGUUCCUGAUGUUUGGCUUAUUCCUUCAGAGAAGCUGAACAGCUGGUUUAAACUGGUUCUAUUACAGUGGUACCUUGGAUUAAGAACUUAAUUCAUUCUGGAGGUCCGUUCUUAACCUGAAACUGUUCUUAACCUGAUCUUAACCUGAGGUACCACUUUAGCUAAUGGGGCCUCCCUCUGCCGCCACGCGAUUUCUGUUCUCAUCCUGAAGCAAAGUUCUUAACCCGAGGUAUUAUUUCUGGGUUAGCGAAGUCUGUAACCUGAAGCAUCUGUAACCCAAGGUACCACUGUAUCUCUUUAUGUCAAAGUCUAUAAUAAUAGGCCAGAAGGAGCCUGAGUUUCACUUUCUGUCUCUCUUUCCUUCUAGUGUGGUAUUCUGUAUAUAGUAUGCUAAGUGUUAAGAUCUUAGUCUUAUUGUAAGUUUAAGUUAAGUCUGCUGCAACUGGAUUUCUCAUGGAGUGUGCCGAUCCUGAAGAUGUAUGAAUUUGUGACCGACAUGCUCAUUUGCCUUCAGUAGUAAACUCUGCUGGAUGAAAUUGCCUCUGGUCUAUUAUUGGGAAUCCUGCAACAUGUUUGUGCUUUACUCUGCUAACUGUACAUUGGGGUCUGCUCUGGAUCAAUAUGAGCAGAGUCAAUGACAGAAGCUUGCUCACUCUACCUUCUGUGCUUAACGCAUGGAUUACUGUGCCUAACAUACAUUUUAAGGUACUCUGCCUGCACUAUUUAAAACCUGGUUCCAAGGUAAAUUAUUUGCCCCCUCAAAAUUUUUGCUUAGCUCUGAUCCAUAGAUAAUUGUUGGCACACACAAUAGAAGCAUGACUGGUUGUCCCCACAUAGCAAAUGGGAAAGUACAUCUCCACCAGUAUCACAAGAUGGGUGCUGCUGUGUAUCAUUUGUGUCUUUUCCUUGACAUUCAUUGGUGCUGACUUUUGUUAUUUGUUUUUUUCCAGAUUUAGGCAUAGGAGAGCUCAUUCCUGUAGAUGUCAGCCACUUGAAUAUUUGCAAACCGAAGAACAAGGACUCUUUCCUCUACCAAUGCACACUAAAGUUUAUUCGAGAUUCUUUAGAAAGAAAGCUGGGAAACUGAGGAACUGCGCACCAGAGCUUUACUUCUUUGAUGUAAUUCCUAACACAUUCUUGGACUGAAACGGGCAGAAUUGACAGGUACAGCACAAGGUUUUUUUUGCUGUCAAUGGCUUUUUAACAAGUCCUCUAACUGCUGACCUUGGCGUGUACCUAGGAUAUGAAAGUGUGUAGAUGCACUUCCGUACAUCUCACAGAGAAAAUCCAUGGUAGCUUUGGUUCCCUUUGCCUUUAUCGCUAUAUACUUUACCUGGUGGAAGCAUACAAGAAAAGUCCUGUUUGCUACUUGAGUUGGAAGCACUUUUUGCCUGAGCUUGUAAUGGGAUCUUUACAGUCCAGUAGGAAAUACAUGAAAUGGCCUUUUUACCCGAAAGUAACCCUUCUUCCCUUGAAAGACAUGACCCUGCUUGCUGCUGCCUGUUAGAACCCUGCUGUGCAGACCCAGGCUGCAUUUUUCAUAGAUUCGUUUUAGCCAGACCCAUGUACUUGCUGGUUUGGGGUUGAGCACAUGCUGAGACGUAAUGUGUGGGUGUACUGUGAGGAGUAAAUGUCCUGACAUAGUACACCGUAAGGACACGGGAUUACCCAUCAGCAACAGAAAUGCCAGUUUUAUGGUAUGAUUUCUUAUUAGACAAAUUGGUGUGAUAAAGAAAGACCUUGAGCUGUCUGUAAAUAAUAGAGAAAAAUUGUAUAGUGACAUCUAAACCUGCAAAGCUAGACUGUGCCAUUUGCAUCUGUUUUCCAAGAAGAAGCAAGAAUAUCCCUCAGAGUGUAGAUUUGCUACCGCAUUUGUUUUAGAAGCAGGGGAAACACUUCAGUUGCUGCAAAUCCUGUGUUCGCUUAUUUCAGAGAAAGCCCUGUUGAGCUCAGUGGAACUAACUUCCAAUGAAGCAUACAUAAGAAUUUCUUUUAAGGACUAGUUCAUUUUAUUAUUCCCAUUGUGAUGGCCUUUUCUCUAGUCAUGUUAAAUCAGAGUGUUGUGGGAAGGAACCAAACUUUAAAAUCAUUGCUUUCUCCUGCAUGAAAGGCUGAAUUAAUGCAAAUAGCUUUCUAAACCUUCACUGUCAUUGUGGUAGCAUAGAAUGUGUUUGCCACAUACAUUCUAAAACUCAAUGGACACAAACCUAAGGCCUACAUCAUCUGAACAGCUCAGCCAAUUCUAUACUGUAAUAUCCAGAAUGCCAAGCACUGCACAAGGGAAGGAUUCUUCCCUUUGAAUAAAUUUCAGACACAGUUAUUUAACGGUUCUUCUAGUCUAAGAACAGAUGUAUUGAUCAACUCUCAGUGGCCUAAUUCAGACAUUAUGCUAAACCAUGGUUUGAUAACACUACACAAUCUAGAAAUUUCUGAUGUGGAGUUGUGCUGUUCUAUAUCCCAUCUGCUUAGCAUUUCCAUGUUAGCUGCUCUGGAGGUGAAGUAAAAGCCAUUAUUAUGAAUGGUCUAACCAGAAAGCAUGCCAAACCAUAAUUAGCACAAACCCACUUUAUUGAUUUGUCUUCUCCUAUAACAAACUGUGGUUUGAACAUGAUGGCAAACCUUAUCUAAGUUUCCUUAACCAUGGUUUGAUUGAUAACUGAAUAGAGCCAUUUUGUAUGUAUCAAAAAAAUCUGCCUACAAGGCAGAAUGGGGGAGCUCUUUAUUAGAAACAAGCUACUGUGUUGCCUUGCACAGAAAAUGUUUUAUCUGCAACGUUGGAGCUGUUUGAAGCAGGUCAUGUUCCCCUUCUCCCCUUAAAUUAAUCACAUGUGGUUUAUACUGUAAAUAUAAUUUGUGUAGUAUCUGUGUUUGGGCAUUUUCAAAUAAAACCAAAAGAAUUUUAAUGUUUGGAGAUGCUAAACUUUUAAAGCUGGUUAAAAGUUAAUAUAUUUUAUAUUAAGCAAUCACCUGCAGUUGUAACAUAAUACACCUAAGACAAGCAUGGGAAACUUGUGAACCUCUCAUCAUUCCUAGAAUCAUAGAAUCAUAGAGUUGGAAGAGACCACAAGGGCCAUCGAGUCCAACCCCCUGCCAAGCAGGAAUCCUGCCUGAGUUAAAAUCGCCUGUAGGAUUGCAGGUUCCUCGCUCUUGGCUUAAAGGUAAAGAGUAUAAAUAAAACACAGCUGCACUUUUAACUCUCACAAAACUCUCAACCAAGCCUCGCUAACCACUUGACGGUGCAUGAUGUCAUUUCAUUUUGGAAACUAAGUAGGUCAGAGCCUGACCAAGUGCAGACCAAAGGAGGCUGCCUGGAAAGGCUCAUAUCUGCCACUGGGCUUGAGAGUUCAAGCUGCCAUAGCAGAGACUGCCAAACAUCCAUCCACCUCCACCCCAAGAAUCUGCUUAAAGUGCUUACUGAGCACAGUGAAGCUGGCUGUUGGGGUCACCAACUUCUAGCCCUGCUCCCGUGCCUUUAAUAGCCUGUAAAAAUCAUAAAUUAGGUAGCUAAAACUUCUGUCAGUCUUUAAGAACAAGACUCCAAGGGUCAUCUACUCCAGCCCUCUGCAAUGCAGGAAUCUCAACUAAAGCAUCCAUGGCAAAUGGCCGUCCAACCUCUGCUUAAAAACCUCCAAGGAAGGAGAGUCUACCAUCUUCGGAGGGAGUCCAUUCCACUGCCAAACAGCUCUUACCAUCAGAAAGCUCUUCCUGGUGUUUAGUAGGAAUCUUCUUGCUUGUAACUUGAAGCCAUUGGUUUGGGUCCUAGCCUCUGAAGCAAAAUUCACAUAUAACUUGGUGCUACUUUUUCAAGACACACACACAAAUCAACCAUCUAUGAGUAGCAUAGGAGCUAAGAAGAGCACAUAAAUUUUUGCUGUAGUCAUUUCCACGAAGAUGAAUGUACAGUGGUUGUGGUGUAUAACAAUAAUUUGGGCUAGUCAACCAAAUGCCCACUUCUUCCUGUCACAUGAGCCAGUAGCUUACAGAUCUCUGGCGGGGGGGGGGGGGGGAUCUGUUUUCCAUUCCCUUACCCUUCAGCCUUUGGUUAAGCUAGCAGUGAGGACCCUCUGCCCCAUGGGCCUAAUUGAACCCAUCAGGCUUCUGAAUUUAGCCUGUGAGACCAUAUGGGGCAAUCCAUAGCCAUCCAUCAGUCAUAUGACAGAUUUCUGCACCUAUCUCUAUUAGCAAUCCCUUAUCUCUGAUUUCCUCACACGACAGCACUAAGAUGGGAGACGAGCCUCUUCUUGUUACUUAAUAGUAAAAAGCAUCAGGAGAGGCUUAUCUCCAGUCUUAGUGCUGUGGGACCAGUAAGUUUAACCAUUCAGCUCACAUCUUGUUAUGUGGGAUGAGUGUUCUCUUUCCAUGUGCUCUGCAGGGCAGGGGGGAAGAGCUGUGCUGUGUCAUCCUUUUUGAAAGAUGAGUGGCUGAAGUAACUUGGAGAGGUAAGGGGCAAUAACUUGCCAUGCUCUCUUCCUACUCUGUUUUGCAGUCUUGAUAAAAUGUUAAAACUAAGGCCUAGCUCACAUGUGUAUGUACAUGAUUUAAUCUCUCAUCACAUGGUUGCUUAAUGUUUGAUGGCUGAUAAGCUGUGAAAACUGUCACGUGGAACACCUUUUACACCAAAUUUGUAGAAAGUAUUGUGUCUAACUGACUUGUGAUUUGUUUAUGAUACUUCACUUUGACAUGACGCAGGUGAUGAGUGGACAAAUAAACAUGUGACCUUGUCCUAAACUGUAUAAUGGGUAACAAAACGUCUUGAUGAGGAACAACCAUGAAACCGAAAUUCAGUCUUCCUCUCCUAUGCCAUGAAUUAUUGAAAUAUUUUGUCUCUUAUCAGAUGUGCGAAUGUAUGUGGAUUUAUUUAGACACAGUUCUCUGUACGUAUUUCUAGAGUUGUAUCCUUAAGCACAAUUUUUAGUCUGGAAAUCAAAGUUCUGAUUUCCCAUCAAAAAACAUUUUAAAAACAGUCAAUCCACUUGACAGCUUUUUUUAUUAUUAUACCAAUACUUUUUUUUAUUAUUUGUAUUUGUUCAGACUGAGCAGCGUGAACUGCAAUUGAUUGCACAGAGGACGCUACUGGCAAGAUCUAAGUUUUAAUGAGAUAGCUCACCAGUGAGCCAGUUAUAAGAUAUAGUGCCAAAGGCCAGAUACUUCACUUCUUCAAGCAGUGUAAUAAAAAUAACUUUUAUUUGCAAUUU